AUCAAUUACAGCACGAAAACUCUUUAGGUCGUCUUGAUCGAGUCGUCAGUGAAGUGAAGAGAUCAAAUUAAGUUGAAACCCAAUUGAAGUUGGAGUUGGAGAGAGCCAGAAAUGAAAUCAUCAUCAUCUUCUUCUGUACCAGUGAUCGAUCUGCAGAAAUUCCCAUCAGAAUCCCACAAUCUGAUCCAAGCUUGCGAUCAAUGGGGAUGCUUCAGGAUCAUCAACCAUACUAUACCCACCAAUUUGAUGUCGGAAAUGAAGUCGGUCAUAAAAUUCCUCCUCGACCUCCCAGCCGAAGUGAAAAUCCGGAACAUCGACGUCAUCGCCGGAAGUGGGUAUGUCGCUCCGACAAAGAUUAAUCCACUCUACGAGGCCCUGGGUCUCUACGACAUCGGGUCCUCCCAAGCUGUCCGAGAGUUUUGCGACCAGCUUGAAGCUACUCCAUCUCAAAGAUACACAAUAGAGAAAUAUUCAGAGGCAAUAAAUGAACUGGUGAUGGAUAUAGGACGGAAGAUAUGCGAAAGUUUAGGAUUGGGUUCUAAAAAUUUGUUCUUGGAAUGGCCAUGCCAGUUCAGGAUUAACAAAUACAGUUUCACACCCGAAGCUGUUGGGUCUUGUGGCGUUCAAAUCCACACGGAUUCUGGGUUCCUUACGAUAUUGCAGGACGAUGAAAACGUAGGAGGCCUCGAAGUUAUGGAUAAGGAAACGGGUGUUUUCUUGCCGAUCGAUCCCAUGCCUGGAUCCCUUCUGGUCAACAUGGGCGACUUAGCCAAAAUUUGGAGCAAUGGAAGAUUUUACAAUGUGAAGCAUAAAGUGAUGUGCAGGGAAGCGAGUGUCCGACUGUCGAUUGCUCUGUUUGUCCUGGGACCGAAAGACACUCAGAUGGAAGCGCCGGCUGAGCUGCUGCUGGAUUCCGAUGAUACUAGGUUAUAUGUCCCGGUGGCUUUUGAAGAGUAUCGCAAACUCCGGCUUUCAAAGGGAAUGCACGCGGGUGAAGCCCUUUCCCUCCUCUUACAAGAUGCAAAACAGUGACUUGUAAAACAGCUAGCAUGAUAUUCUCAUUCACCUUGCUGCAAUAAAAUCAAUGUCUUUUGAUCAUGAACAACAGAUCUAGCUAGCUAGGCGUAUUUUGAGGAUUACAGACUUUACAUAUUUGUUUAAAUAUAAUAAAUCAAACCAUCUUCAAAAU
Impatiens glandulifera is the source of this 1189-nucleotide messenger RNA. RefSeq names its product 2-oxoglutarate-dependent dioxygenase DAO-like. Gene Ontology annotation, biological process: auxin catabolic process. Lineage: Eukaryota; Viridiplantae; Streptophyta; Magnoliopsida; Ericales; Balsaminaceae. Gene Ontology annotation, molecular function: dioxygenase activity; indole-3-acetaldehyde oxidase activity. The record is from RefSeq and is a predicted model, not a curated record. The transcript is spliced from 3 exons. Bases 112 to 1032 code for a protein of 306 amino acids.